Molecule: messenger RNA, 975 nt
Organism: Cryptococcus wingfieldii CBS 7118
Lineage: Eukaryota; Fungi; Basidiomycota; Tremellomycetes; Tremellales; Cryptococcaceae
Exons: 5
Coding region: 1-975 (324 amino acids)
Source: RefSeq, a predicted model, not a curated record
AUGAUUGACGUGUAUUCCCCGCCUGGGCUGGAGCGACUCCAAGGCAAGGGUAGGGUGGCCACCUUGGGCAUGUUCAUUAUCGACCACUUUGAGGUUACAGAUCAGCACGGGAAUCUCGUAUCCACAGAAGAUGAAGCGCUGACUUGGCUUAUAGCCAUGAUUGCUGCCCGACAGUUUCUCCCAUCGAGCCAUGUUGGUCUGCUCGUAGAUAAGGGAUUUGAUUUCCCUCCAAGGUUUACCGAGGAUCUCGAGAAGCUUGGCAAGGACAUGAUAUGGUUUCGACAUCGGGAUGGCCCAACUACCCGAGCUCUCAAUAUCUACUCUGGCCGCAAGAUAGGAGAGGGUCAUCAGUCUUUCAAGUACAUCUCGCCACAACUGCAGAUCUUCCCCAGGGAUCUCAUUGUUGAUCCAUCGCCUUUCGCCAAACCUCUUGCACCCGAAUGGAUACAUGUUGUCUGCGGGUCUCCCCGUAUGAAGCUCAUAGUUGAAGAGCUAGAAGGACUUAAGCGAGAUGCUGUCAACGAAGGGGCUUCUCCUUUGGAAUCACAGCUUGUAUGGGAACCCUUACCGUUCAGCUGUACCCCUGGCGAGUCUGAAAGCCUGAUUUGGCUUGCGUCCCGUAUCGCUAUCUUCAGCCCCAACCUUCUGGAGCUCCAAUCUAUCCUCGGCAUCUCCACGGUCUCGAGUCCAACCCACAGCGAUGCUGAGAUAGCAGCUCGUGCCUUCUUGAAACUUCUCACAGAAAAGUAUCCCAACGUACCGGCUCCUGCCAUAGUGGUGAGAGCUGGGGAACUAGGGGCAUUCACACUGUCGCCGGACUGGACAGGCUGGGUUCCCGCAUUUUGGAGAGAGGAAGAACAAUCUCAAGUGGUUGAUGUCACGGGCGGAGGUAAUUCGUUCCUUGGGGGACUGUUAGCCGGUCUCUUGCUCUCCGACGGGGACAUCAAAGCAGGUAAUGUCUUUCUGCCCUUUUGA